CCUUUAUAUCACAACGAAAUAUAUAGCCUCUGCUUGAAAACAUCCUUCUACUUCCAGUUCGCAGUUAGGGUUCCAGCAUAUAAUCACCGAAUCUAGGGCUAGGGCGUCAUCGUCGGCCGGCGAUCAUGUCGGUGACGGCGGGUGUCAGCGAUGCGGUGAUCGCGAUCCGUGACAAGCUCCGUGGGAAGAUCGGACAGACGAAGGUGAAGAGAUACUGGCCUGGCAAAGCUCCCGAAUGGGCCGAUGAGGUUGAGGAGGAUGCGGAAUUGAGAACAGCAAGAGCGGCAGCCCUCGAGAAAGCUUUCCCCAUACAUGAAGAUUCUUCCUCCAAUCUAUCGCGCAAGGACGAUCGCAGGUUGCGACGACUCGCCGAGCUAAAGGCUGAGAAUAAGGAAGAGGUGAGAGCCGAUCAUCGCCGGAUCCGGCAAGCUGAGAUCAUUUCAACUAUUGAAGAGGAGAGCAGCAGACAGGAGGGGUUGGAUUUGGAAGAGGAGGAUGAGGAUGCUGUGGAGGAGAGGAGGAGGAGGAUACGUGAGAAGCUGCUGCAGAGGGAGCAGGAAGAAGCUGCUACAACACUUCCUCCUGUAGAGGAAGAAGAGGAGAUAGAGGAGGAGGAAGAAGAGGAAUCUGAGUACGAGACUGACUCUGAAGAAGAGCAGAUGGGUAUUGCCUUGGUGAAACCUGUCUUCAUCCCUAAAUCUCAGAGGGACACUAUUGCCGAGCGUGAGAGGCUUGAAGAGGAGGAGAGGCGUCUUGAGGAGCUUGCAAAGAGAAGACUCGAGGAGAGAAAGGUUGAGACAAAGCAAAUUGUUGUGGAGGAGAUACGGAAGGAUGAACAGAUUCAGAAAAAUUUGGAAGCUGAUGCAGAUAUUGCAGAUGUUGACACGGAUGAUGAAUUGAAUGAGGCUGAGGAGUACGAAGCUUGGAAGGUUAGGGAAAUCGCGAGAAUUAAGAGGGAGAGGGAUGAUAGAGAGGCGAGGUUGAAGGAGAAGGAGGAGAUUGAGAGGUUGAGGAAUAUGACGGAAGAGGAGCGCAGGGAGUUGGAGAGGAAGAACACUAAGCCUCUUCCUCAAACGAAGCAGAAGUGGAAGUUCAUGCAGAAGUACUACCACAAAGGCGCUUUCUUUCAGUCCAAUGCUGAUGAUCACGCAACUACUGCUGGCACAGAUGCCAUCUACAGACGUGACUUUUCAUCUCCUACAGGGGAAGAUAAGAUGGACAAGACGAUUUUGCCGAAGGUCAUGCAAGUCAAGCACUUCGGUCGCAGCGGAAGGACCAAGUGGACUCAUCUUGUUCAGGAGGAUACAACUGAUUGGAACACCCCGUGGACUGCUAAUGGCCCUCUUCGAGCAAAAUACAAUGCAAAAAUGGCAGGCAUGAAUGCGCCAAUAGAAAAACCCAAAGGGAGCCGAAAGUUGAAAGAAUGGGAUAGUAAAUAGUUCAUUUUUUCCCUCUAAGUUUCUUUUAAUUUUAAAAAUGCACGAAAGAGAACAUUUUUACAUUGCACACAUAAGAGUUCUAUGUUCUACUGCAUGAUCUUUUUUUACAUAAUCAAAUUUUAGUAUCUUCUCGUAAAUAGCUCAAUUUGGGUGGACUUAUUGUAAU
Molecule: messenger RNA, 1605 nt
Organism: Phalaenopsis equestris
Lineage: Eukaryota; Viridiplantae; Streptophyta; Magnoliopsida; Asparagales; Orchidaceae
Product: microfibrillar-associated protein 1-like
Exons: 2
Coding region: 126-1439 (437 amino acids)
Biological process (GO): mRNA splicing, via spliceosome
Cellular component (GO): U2-type spliceosomal complex
Molecular function (GO): RNA binding
Source: RefSeq, a predicted model, not a curated record